Aspergillus tubingensis is the source of this 7422-nucleotide messenger RNA. RefSeq names its product fatty acid synthase S-acetyltransferase. Gene Ontology annotation, molecular function: fatty acid synthase activity; oxidoreductase activity. The coding region runs from base 1 to 7422 and encodes 2473 amino acids. The record is from RefSeq and is a predicted model, not a curated record. Gene Ontology annotation, biological process: fatty acid biosynthetic process; secondary metabolite biosynthetic process. Lineage: Eukaryota; Fungi; Ascomycota; Eurotiomycetes; Eurotiales; Aspergillaceae. The transcript has 9 exons.
AUGGCAUCCAGCGAUACUGCUAGCAAUUCUCCGGGCUGGACAACCGUCGACCCGCAUGAAUUCCGCGAGAGUUCAGAAGAUCAAUGGACUCACGAGGCUCCUCCUCUCAUCGCCAUUGUCGGAAUGGCUGCACGGCUGCCUGGUGGCAUUUCAUCCCCCGAAGACUUUUGGCAAUUCAUGAUUGACAAGAGAUGCGCAUCCGCUCCAGUUCCUGCGGGGAGAUACAAUGUGGACGCCUUCCACGGGACUCCUGGCGUGGAUACACAAUCGGUAAUUGCCAAGCACGGCUUUUUUCUUGACGGCGACUAUCUGGGAAAAGUUGAUACUUCCUUUUUCCAUAACAAUCGAUACGAGCAUGGGUUUGUAGACCCCCAACAGACUAUUCUAUCGGAAGUGGUUUGGGAGUGCAUGGAGAGCGGCGGACAAGUCAAUUGGCAAGGCAAGGAAAUUGGAUGUUUUGUAGGCACCUUUGGGGAGGACUGGCUAGAUCUCACAGCGAAGGACACCCAAAACCUGAACCCGCUCCACGUCGUAGGAACUGGGGACUAUGCGGUAUCCAACAGAGUAUCAUUCGAAUACGACCUCAAGGGCCCGUGCAUGACUUGUCGAACUGCUUGCUCAUCCUCGCUUGUGGCUCUCCACGAGGCAUGUCAGGCAAUUGCUCUCGGCGACUGCCCUUCAGCGAUAGUUGGAGGUUCCAGCCUGAUUUUCACUCCCACAAUGACGACCAAUAUGUCACAGGCCGGGGCAUUGUCUCCUGACGGGAUCUGUAAAACAUUCGAUGCGGAAGCCAACGGUUACGCCAGAGCGGAGGGAGUAUGCGCCUUGUAUAUAAAGAAGCUAGACGAUGCCAUCCGUGACAAAGAUCCAGUCCGUGGCGUCAUACGAGCGGUUGCGACAAAUUUUGAUGGCCGAACAAACCACAUCACGGUCCCAUCAUCGGCCGGACAAGAGGCGCUGAUCCGGAAGGCCUACCGAAAGGCCCAUCUCGAAAAUCUUGCAGAGACCGCAUUUGUUGAAUGUCACGGCACGGCCACCCGGGUGGGGGAUGUCGUUGAAACCACUGCCGUGGCCGAUGCCUUCGGACGCCAUCCCAUGAUUAUCGGAGGGGUGAAAUCGAACAUUGGUCACACCGAGGGCGCAGCGGGUCUCGCAGGCCUGAUUAAAGCAGUGCUUGCUCUGGAGCACAGACAAAUUCCUCCCAACGUCAACUUUUCGACACCAAAUCCAAACAUUCCGUUUGACGAAGCAGGUUUGACGGUACCUGUUGAUAUUCUCCCCUGGCCAGCCGACCGCAAAGAACGAGUCAGUGUCAAUUGCUUCGGGGUUGGUGGUACCAAUGCCCAUGUCAUUGUGGAUUCAGCCGCAUCGAUGAUGCCCCCAAAGGCAAUAGCGGCAUUGGGGACGAACAACAAUAGUCUGCGACUCUUGCCAUUGUCAGCUAGUGGCCCUAAGUCCCUUGAUCAGCGGGCGAUGGACAUAAAAGAAUACAUUUCCCGUCAUCGUGAGGCAGUGCCCGAUCUGGCUUAUACCCUCUAUGCAAAGCGAGAGCAUCUUCGUCACAGGGCAUUCGCAGUUACCGGUGGAGAAGUUUCACUUGAUUCUAUUGAAUUCACCAAAGCCGACAAUACAAAGAAUGGAUCAAAAAUCGUGACAUUUGCAUUCCCUGGCCAGGGAGCUCAGUGGGCAGGAAUGGGUGCGGAGUUGAUGAAAAACUUUACGUCCUUCAGGAAGGACGUAGAAUACAUGGACCGGGUACUGCAGAGUCUGCCCAACGCACCCACGUGGAGGAUGCACGAGCGCCAUCCUGAAGAGGAGUUGGUUAAAAUAGACCCCGAGAGUGACAUUAACCGACCCGAUAUAGCACAGCCUCUGUGCACUGCGGUUCAGAUUAGUUUGGUAAAUCUUCUCAAAUCAUGGGGAAUCACCCCAGACAAAGUCAUAGGCCAUUCCAGUGGAGAGUUCGCAGCGGCCUAUGCAGCCAACGCCUUGUCCAUGGCUACGGCAAUCAUAUUGGCCCAUACUCGCGGGAUAAUUGCCAAUAUGGCUCCCGAGGGAGGCAUGCUCGCAGUGGGGGUUGGCAGAGACAGUAUCAGUCAAUAUCUGGGCGACGCAGUGGAAUUGGCAUGCGAAAAUAGCCCGAACAGCGUCACCCUUGCUGGGAGCCGUGAUCAGCUGGAAUGUGUGGCAACUCGAAUCCAAAAUGAACAGCCGGACACUCUUUUGAAAAUGCUACCGGUUGAGCGGGCGUAUCACUCCGGAUUUAUGGCUUCCGUGGGUGCCGAGUACGAAGAGCUCUCACGGCAUCACCUAGUCAGCCAUCCCGAGGAAAUGACCCCAAUGUACUCAACGGUAACUGGAACAGUAAUCACAAAGCCUAGUGAGCUUGAUGCGGCGUAUUGGCGACGAAGCUUGGAAUCUCCCGUCUUAUUCUCCUCUGCUUUUCAGAACUUAGCCACAUCCACGCAGAGCAAACACCAGGUCGUGAUAGAGAUAGGGUCUAACUCAGCACUCCGGGGGCCAAUCCAGCAAAUACUCCGCUCGGUCAGCAUGAGCUUUACAUACUGUGCGACAAUGAGAAGCAACGAAAGUAACCUGUCUCGCAUCCUCUCUGUCGCUGGAACAGCUUAUGUCAACCACCUACCUGUUGAUCUUCUCGCUGUCAAUGGUGGGUAUCAGGGCGAAAUACUCACUGACCUUCCUCCCUACCCAUGGCAGCGCGAAGAAAUCCCCUGGGCGGAAACUCGCAUCAGUAAACAAUGGCGCCUGCGCCAAUUCCCCCGUCAUGAGCUUCUCGGAGCGCGAUGCCUGGAAUCCAAUGACUUCGAGCCUGCAUGGCGAAAUAUCCUGAAGGGUGAGGAGGUUCCCUGGAUUAACCACCAUCGCAUGAUGGGCCUUGUCGUAUUUCCAGCCGUUGGAUACGUGGCAUUGGCAUCGGAAGCCAUACGCCAAAUAACUGGCCAAACUACCUGCACAAUAGAGCAAGUUCUGCUCAUGGAAGCCCUCGUUCGAGAUGAGGAUGAAAUUGAAAUAAUGACAACGCUACGAAAGAUGACAUUGAAUGCUACUAUGGACUCGGACUGGUAUGAGUUCACGGUAUGUUCUUACAAUGGUCAAGGAUGGACUAAGCAUUGCUCUGGGAAGGUGAGAGGAGGCACAGACCAGCCCCUUCCGUCUAAAAAGAUUUCAGAGCCAUUCACCAGACAUAUUUCAUCGUACCAAUGGUACCGCAGAUGCGAGAAAAAAGGCCUUGAAUAUGGGUCCCGGUUCGAAGGACUGCAGGAUAUUACUGCAAGUCCACUAACGAAUGCAGCUCGUGGGCGGGUGGAGGAUGACCGCGAACUCCAUGACAGCUAUUACGCAAUACACCCAACAAUUGUGGAUCAGUGUCUUCAAGUAAUGCUGGUUGCCAGUGACAAGGGGGUCUCGCACUAUCCUGACAAGGCGGGCAUGCCGUUGUAUAUCGACCGGGUGUACCUGGCCCCAGGAAGCAGCUCAAUGCUCGUCGAGGCGACGACGACUGAUUCAACAAAAGAAAGUCUAAGUGGAUACUUCAAAGUAGUUUCUGAGUCAACGGGUGACGUCGUUCUAGAAAUGAAGGGACUGCGCUUAUUGCCUAUACCGGAAGCUGGCCAAGAAACGAAAGGAUCGAAGUUUGCAACACAUAUCCAAUGGAAGCCGGAUAUUAGGUUCCUGCCGGCGGCCCAACAAGUACCAUCGCCCAUUGACAUAAGCCAACAGAAGACUCAAUCUCUGGCCAUAGCCGGAUUUCUCUUAAUAUUCGAGAUGAUAGAUGCUCUGGGAUCUCAGACUUCGCUACCCUCUCACUUGGAGAAUUACAGAAAACUCAGUAUGGACAUAGGCAGGAAAGUAUUCCAGGGGGAAUAUGACCAUAUUCCAGGUGUCAAGCAGAUUAAGAACAUGGAUAAGGAUCAACGCAAGGCCCUGUUCAAAUCCUUGCAGGGCCAAUAUCCCGAUGCUAGGGUUGAACGAUGCUAUAACGACGCUUGGGCGUAUGCCAGUGAGCAUCCGGACCAGCUGAUAAGCGGAAGCAUCUUUCAAGACACCUCGCUCUUAGAGACCAUCAGGGGGAUUGUUGAGUGGGGCCUUGAGCUUUACGACUGGAACAGAUUCCUUGGUCCUCUUGCCCACGCGAAUCCUCAUCUGCGCGUCUUGGAGGUUGGAGCUGGGGCUGGUUCGGCAACAGCCACAAUCCUGAAAAGCUUGACUACUGAUCACGGUGAUCGUCUCUUUAGUCAAUUUACGGUAACCGACAGCGUACCUGGGCUGGUCAAGCAAUUGGAAGAGCGUUUUGAAAGUGCACCAAAAGUGGAGUACAAAACACUGGAUAUCUCAAAGAGGGUGACAGACCAGGGCUUCACAGAGAAUUGUUACGAUCUAGUGAUUGCGUGCAAUGUCCUAUAUGAGACACCUGUUCUUAUCGAGUCAUUGACGCAGAUCCGCUCUCUACUUGUGCCUGGGGGGCGGUUGCUCUUGUACGAGCCCUGCUCCGAAAUCCCACAUGUUGAUGCCAUCAUGGGGAUUCUUCCAGGCUAUUGGUUGGGCAUGGGCGACUACCGGGGGGACAAGCCUCACGUUUCUGUGGAGCGCUGGGAAGAGGAAUUUUGCCGGGCAGGUUUUUCUGGGCUCGACGGUGUCCGUUACAAUGCACCGGCACCACUCCACUGGCAGGCACUGAUGCUAACAACAAACCCCGAGAUAGAACCUCCACGCGAAUCUAUCAACCUGCUUUGCAGAUCAGAGACAAGGUCUCACUCUUGGAUACAGAGUCUGGCGGGUUGCCUGUCCUCCGAAGGAUAUGAUGUGUGUUGGUGCACUUUUGGAGAAGAGCUCCCCACUGAAGAUGUUAUCGCACUACUCGAUUUUGAAAGCCCAUUCCUAGAUGACAUGUCCCAAUCUACCUACAAUACAAUUCAGGGCUGGAUGUCCUCAGUGAAGCGUCUCCUCUGGGUGACUCAUUCGAUGCAGAUGGAAUGCAAGGACCCUCGGUUUUGCCUCAUCCUGGGCCUCAUGCGCACAUUGCGGUGUGAGUUGAAUGUCGAUAUUGGCACGUGUGAGAUUGACUCAUUUGACGAGACCGCAACUCCUAUGGUGAUUCAAGCGUACAAGCAGCUGGGUAAGCCAAUUCCGGGACAGUCAGUCCGCGAUUUCGAGUUCAUACUAUAUCGGGGCGCAGGCCACACCGGUCGUGCAGCCCUCACCAAGGUCGUAGAUCACCUCCAUGCCACAGAAAAUCCAAGUUCGUAUCUGUUAGAUAUCCAAACUAUCGGAGAUUUGAGCUCUCUUGGAUGGAAACCCAUUCCUAGGGAAGAGGUCGGUCCACAAGACGUCGAAGUCAAGGCCAGUUAUUUGGCGCUCAACUUCAAAGACCUUAUGAUGUCUCUGGGUGUUGUGGAACGAACUAAAACAAUGGAUUUCUGCUUCGAGGGAAGCGGUUUUGUGACUCGCGUGGGAUCAGAGGUGACAACACUCCGAGUCGGUGAUCCAGUCGUCGUUUUUGACCCGCAACCGACGAAGACCCUGGCAGUCUUUCCGGCUGAUCGGGUGAUCCCCGCUCCCAAGCGUCUCACGUUGGCAGAAGCUGCCGCCACUCCAAGUGCUUAUUUGACGGCUAUAUAUACACUGAUAGGUAUUGGAAAGCUGCAGAAGGAUCAGUCUGUCUUGAUUCAUUCCGCGUGUGGUGCAGUCGGACUGGCGGCAGUGCAUAUCUGCCAGAGCAUCGGCGCCGAGGUGUUUGCUUCGGUUGGUAGCGACGAGAAAGUCGAGUAUCUGAUGAAGACAUUUGGGAUUCCACGCUCGCACAUCUUCGAUUCACAUAGUGUUUCAUUUCUCUCUGGGAUCAUGCGGGAAACCAAUAGCAGGGGCGUCGAUCUGGUGCUCAAUUCACUAGCUGGGGAGCUUCUGCGAGCGUCAUGGAAAUGUGUUGCUCAAUUCGGCAAAUUGCUCGAGAUUGGGAAAAGAGACAUCUUGGGUCAUGGCAUGCUGGACCUGAAUGGCUUUCAAGGGUGUCGUUCAUACUGUGGCUUCGACUUGUAUAGUGUGGCCUAUGACGAUGCUGCAACAGCGAGGUGGGCCCUUGAAACAGCUAUCAAGAAGUUAGAUGAAACAGCGCACCGACCUCUGCACACACUUUUCCAAGUGGACCAGGUUGAAGAAGCCAUGCGACAGAUGCAGAAGGGGCAGCACAUUGGAAAAUUCGUGCUUGAAAUGCCUGACUAUGAGAGCAAAUAUCCAUUACUUCCCGCACAGGCCCGGUUCAGUUUCUCGCCGACGUCCUCGUACCUGCUUGUUGGUGGCUUGAGAGGCAUUGGCCGGGCUGUCGUCCGAUGGAUGGUGGAGCAUGGAGCUCGCGACUUCGUAUUCCUUUCUCGAUCUGCCGGAUCCCGCGAAGAGGAUCAGUUGUUUGCUCAAGAGCUUGAAAGUCAAGGAUGCCGCGUGGUGAUGGUGGCCGGAAGUGUAACAGAUGCGGACACCGUUCAGCGCGCUAUUCAAAACAACGGACGUCUAAUCUCCGGUGUUAUUCAGAUGUCAGCUGUCCUGAAGGAUCAACUAUUCGACAAGAUGUCAUACGAAGAGUGGACCACAAGUCUAGCAACCAAGGUCCAAGGGACUUGGAACCUUCACAGUGCUCUUAAGAACCGAUCCCUAGAUUUCUUCAUUGUAUUCAGCUCCGCAGUCAGCAUGAUUGGAAACCCGGGGCAGGCCAAUUACGCCGCUGCGAAUUCCUUCUUAGAUGGGUUUGUUCAGUAUCGUCGAGGACUAGGCCUACCUGCUUCGCUAGUCAGUCUUGGGCCAGUCGAUGAAAUGGGUCUUAUGUCACAACAGCCGGAGCUUCUGUCUAAAGCACGUCAAGCAUCCCACCACAUGAUGGGGGAAGGAGAUGUGCUGAAGGCAUUCCAGCUGGCUCUCCUCUCGGCAACAGAUGGUUUGUCCCCCACGCGUCCGGCAAUAGUGGUCUCUGGACUUUCUCCGGCCGUUAUGACGGGUGAUCCAUGGCUCCAACAGGAUGCGCGGUUUUCCACUCUUCCAACAGGGGCCGACGCAUCAACCACCGGGGAUAUCGACGACGAGCAAUUGCAGCGGCAACUUCUGUCGUUUCGAGACGACCCCACACCCCUAAUUGACGGCUCAUGUGAGGCCUUAAUCAUCGAAAAGCUCGGCGAGCAGAUCGCUACGCAUAAUGGGUUGACCGAGGAGAUGGGCCUAGACCAAUACGGUAGUCUUGAGGUAGAUUCCCUGAUGGGUUUGCAGAUUAAACAUUGGCUGCGCCGUAAGGUGGAGGUAGAGGUCCCGCUCGGGGACAUCAUCAAGGCGAGAACGGUUGGCAACAUCGCCAAGUUGGUUACAGAGACUCUUCGUACAAGAUAUGGGGCGAAGGAGGAAGAUGGCGCCACGGCUUAG